AUGAGCAAACGAGGAUCUAUUCCGGAGUUUGUGGAUGACUAUGAAGAUGAUGAGGAGGUGGAAUUGGUGGAAGCAGCUGAUUGUAGCAAAAAGUAACGUUAUUUUAAACAUUCUGACGUUAUAGUUUUGUCUUACAGUCUCCAAAGCUUCUGCAUCCGAUUGCUCAUCUCGCUUUUUUUGAUUGCAUGUGUAUCCGGCGCUGUUAUCUGGUCAUUUGUCAAUGGCAAGUUCAAAAACACUCUCUGUUUAGGAAAAUAAGUAAUUGUCUAGGUGAAAGCGGAACAAGUACUCAUGAAACGCACCGAGAUGCCUCCAAAAACUUCUCCAUCUUCAUAGAUCAGUACUCAAAGAAGGAAGGACUCUACGUGACAACCUACAAACUUCCGGAAGGUUCCGAUGAUACCGAACCAGUGAGUUCUUUAAAGUUUCACUGAAAACUUGUGUAUUGCAGAAAGUUGAAGAGUUCCAAUCAUUCUGGUUUCAAAGUGACACCAACAAAACUCUGUUGCAUCAAAUCACCCCGAACAUCACUAUUUACGCAUUCGAGCACCACGCAUACUGGUAUGACACGUCCGCUGAAACCCCGGUAUUGGCCUGUUUUCAAAAAAAGAUUUGAAAACCUUUUGUUAUUUCCAGAAAUGCACUUUCGACACCAACAUGAACUAUUUGACAUACAUCAAGAAUCUGGGCAUGACCACUCUGGAACGACAUCAUUCUGAAUACGUGAGUGUCUGCUCCAAUUCAAUCGUCUGGAGCCUUGAACACUUGACAGGAAGAGACACACAAUGGCGACAAAGUGUUCGUGUACCAGGGAAAUCCGAAUGAGGUCUUGUUGACGAACGUCAAUCAGAAAGCUUUUCUUGUAACCGCUUAUGCGGACGCCUCCACGGGUAGGUUCUGUUUUAUCCAGUGAUCUAUGUAUAAACGGGAAAACAAAGGUGCUCACAGCGGGGGUAUUCAAAAUUGAGAUCGUCUGAAAGUCCGGAAGUCCGGAAGUCCCGAUCCUCGGUUUUUUUUCCUAUUGCCGUGUGGUUCUCUGCCCAGCGCCAACUUCCUUGUUUUCAAAUGAUCGCUUUGCUCACUCAAUGUUUCUUUCUCAUGGUCCCACUUUAUCUUUUAGGCAAGAUGCACGUGUUUAUGAGAAAAAACGGACAACAAAAAGAUGGAGAUGAUCCAGUUUUGACCGCUUUCUUCAAAAUUUCAUCUCAUUUCAUUCCGCACACGACAUUGAGCCCGUCUCAAAUUCAAUUCAAAAUCCAUUUCUUUCCAUCCGUCCCGCGGUGUACAUAGUUGUGUUCUUUUUAGGAGCUCUUCUCGCCUGGGACACCUUCUUCACUUCGGACUCCGACAGCAGCGAGAUGGUUUUCAAGACGUCCUAUGAGUAUCCACAUAUGGUCCCGGCCAAACCAGACCCCUCUUACUUUUUUACUCCCACCGAGUGUUCACCGUGA
Molecule: messenger RNA, 1451 nt
Organism: Caenorhabditis sp. 36 PRJEB53466
Lineage: Eukaryota; Metazoa; Nematoda; Chromadorea; Rhabditida; Rhabditidae
Source: the annotation of a GenBank genome assembly